UUCGCGUGAGCUUCGGUUCAGGUUGGUCGUUUUGUUUCCCGUCCAGUCCAGGGAGGGUUGUGAGUGAGCUGUCAGCUGUUUACGGGCAGGAGGGACCUGCUGUCAUUUUUCCACUAUCUUCCGUUGGGGUUGGUGGUUGUUGAUUCUUGCAAAUUUUAUUCAUAAUGUGACAGAGCACGUGUUCAUGAGUAUGUGAGGUUUCUUUGCUAGCUGUGGGGUUCUUUAUUUAAACACUCAUCCGUACCAAAUCAGUGUAGUUAUUCAAACGAGUGAAAGUGUAAUCAAUGUUGUCUGUUUUUCCUAGAAUGUUGAUAGUGGAGAAGAAUAAAUUAAACUAUUAUUCGUUCAAGAAACAGUGAUAGUGCGAUCAGUCAAAAAAGUAAAAAUCUAAUUGCUUUUCAGUUCUGGAAUUGUGCAUGAAAAAACAAUCUCGUUUAUAACUAGGGGUGAUACGAUCAACUGUAUCCAUGGCCACUGACAAGGUUGUUUUGUUUAUGAAGAGGCACUUAUCGUAGGGAUAAGGAAGGAAGUUAUAAAAUAGGGAAACGGAAACAUGGCCGGAUUUGCCUCUCAGGCGGCACUGCGCUCGAAAUGGGGCGACCUGGUCGACAGUGGCUCAGCCAGCAUCGAAACCUCGGAAGUGUCUCAAGGACUGAAGAACGUCGUCGGUUGGCUCAAACAGGCAUCAGUGGAAGUUCGAGAAGCCGGUAAAAGGGCCGUCACACAGCUUCAGACCAGCACACCGAACCUGCUGCACCUCAAUCCGAACACACAUCCGAUCAAACCGGGCGUCCAGGCGAAUGAGAUAGACAUCAUGACGAACUCCGUGCCGAACGACGACAAGCUCACCAUCAUACACUAUAACGAUGUGUACAACAUCGAUGCCACCUGCAAACAGGAACCGAUCGGGGGUGCGGCACGGUUUGCCACUGCCAUCAAAACUUUCGAACACUUGAAUCCGCUGGUCCUGUUCAGUGGGGACGCGUUUUCGCCCAGUAUGUUGAGUACCUUUACCCGAGGCGAACAGAUGGUGCCGGUGCUUAAUGCCGUUGGAACGCACUGUGCGGUGUUCGGGAAUCAUGAUUUCGAUCACGGUCUGGACGUGCUGGCGGAAUGGGUCGAAAAGACAACCUUCCCGUGGCUGAUGUCCAACGUGGUAGAUGACGAAACCGGAAGGCCUCUGGGUGGUGGAAAAAUCACACACAUUCUGCACCACAACGACGUCAAGAUCGGUCUCAUUGGACUGGUGGAAAAGGAAUGGCUUGACACACUGCCGACGAUUGAUCCGAACGAGGUAACCUACAUUGACUUCAUCAAAGCCGGCAAUCAGCUGGCCGAUGAACUGCACAAUCAGGGUUGUGACAUAAUCAUCGCGUUGACCCACAUGAGAACACCGAACGACAUCGAACUGGCCAAGCACAGCGGGUAUAUCGAUUUGAUACUGGGUGGUCACGAUCACGUGUUCGAGAUACUGAACAUUGAAGGUACGCACGUGGUCAAAUCGGGAACUGAUUUUCGACAAUUCUCCCGCAUUGGAAUCAACACGGAACGGGACGAACAGGGGAAGAUUAGCAUAACGGUGGAAAAGAUCGAUGUAAACUCAACAAAAUACAACGAAGAUCCAGUUUUAAAAGACGAGCUCAAGAAGUACUCGGAGACGAUCGAAUCCAAGAUGGAUGAAGUGUUGGGAACGUUCUCGGUGGAUCUAGAUGGACGGUUUGGGUCGAUCCGUACUUCGGAAACGAACUUGGGUAAUUGGAUCUGUGAUAUAGCUCUCGCGGCGACCGGUGCGGAUGCGGUCAUGAUCAACUCCGGUACAUUCCGAUCCGAUCAGAUUCAUCAGGCGGGUCCAUUCACGAUGCGCGAUUUGGUCAAUAUUAUUCCAAUGCAAGAUCCGCUCAUUGUGGUCGAAGUGACCGGUAAAAUUCUUCACGAAGCUUUGGAGAAUUCCGUUUCAACCUAUCCCAAAUUGGAAGGUCGUUUCCCACAGAUUGCCGGAAUGUCAUUCACUUUCGAUCCAACGCAACCACCGGGAAGUAGAGUGGAACCGCUGUUGAUUCGAAUCGGAGACGAAUGGCUCAAUCUCGAGCAGACCUACACCCUAUGCGUGAAAAGCUAUAUCUACGGGGGCUGCGAUGGUUACACAAUGUUCAAGUGCUGCAAAGUCCUGAUGGAUGACGACGCGGCACCGGAACUUGGGCUAGCAAUACAGAACCACUUCAAGGCGAUCGAUGUUCGCAUGGGAAAAACACAUCACACCAAGCAUCGACAGUCACUGGUGACACUGUCCCGAAGACACAGCAUGGUACAGAUGCUGGAAAAUCUCGAACUUGACGGACCGACACCGAUUCGGCGGAAAUCGACAGUCCUGCAACCGCGCCAUGCUAGUAUGGAGCACGUAAAUCGAGGGAAAUUAAUGAGACGAGCAUCGUUGGAUGAUUUAGAGCAGAACAGCUGCCAAUUAGCUCCCACGAUCCAGCAUCGAAUAGUCGUUGUGCAGAAUCAAGAUCAUAUGCACGAAAUGAUCCUUCGGCGGCAGACCAUGGAGAAAAAUUCCGUCAUCGCCGAAACGGACGAACUAACGCCAGUUACCAUCAAAGGAUUCUACGAUUAUGACGAAAACGGACAACCUGUGAAGUAAUCUUUCUCUUGAACCUGUUCUUUACUCGUUCCACUUACUGAAAACCCUUUGUAGGUGAUAUUGAUUGCAUCUUUGUGCCUCGAAUCAUUCUCGAAUAUAUUCGUUAUCUAGCAUAGUUCAAUCAAUCCAAAACUGUGACACUUGUUUCCCAGUUCUCGAGCAGUUACUGUUUGGGAAAUAUCACAUUUAGUUAGUUGAUCUAUAAUGAUACCAUAGCAGCUUCGCGACUCAAGUUAGUGGUUCCUGUUUGGCGACAGAGUUUAUUCUUGUUGCUUUUGUUAUUGUUAUAGUUUUUUCCAGAUUCGCCAAUUCACUAACUGACAGGAAUCGCAAAGAGUAUCGAAUGGAAAGCUGCUACCGUAAUAAAUCACAAUGAUGCAAUUUAGUGAAGCAUUCAUGUACUCCCAAAGAUCGAACACAGGUCAUCGAUAUUAGUGAUGUGUAUUACAAGUAUAAGGAGCACAAUAAAUUCGUCAUUGUUAGUUCAAAUACCUGAGUGUAUAAAUAGUGUUAUAACUUUCUCCUGUGAAACUAUCAACAGAUAAGAGCUGGUUAAUGAUUCGAUGUUGUGUGUGUGUGCUCGAUUGGUUAACGGCUAGGCAAGUUUUAAUGUAUCUUGUUAGAUGAAAGAGGAAGAUUUAGGAAUCGAGAAUGAAUGAUAAGAAAUGGAGAAAUAAAUUUUAUUUAUAAAGUUAUAUGAUUUAGUGAGUUUACUAUCCGAACCGUCAACUAAAUUCUAAUCAACAGGUUCAAUAUUUCGAGCAGCUAAUCGAUAUGAAUAAAACAUUUCGCUAUUUUUGCAAAUAUAUUUUGUUGUACAUUGGUUGCAAUUGAAGAUGAAA
Molecule: messenger RNA, 3483 nt
Organism: Malaya genurostris
Lineage: Eukaryota; Metazoa; Arthropoda; Insecta; Diptera; Culicidae
Product: snake venom 5'-nucleotidase
Exons: 8
Coding region: 554-2641 (695 amino acids)
Biological process (GO): nucleotide catabolic process
Molecular function (GO): hydrolase activity
Source: RefSeq, a predicted model, not a curated record